CAACAUUUCAGUUUGUUCAUUCAAAUCCAAUCCUGAAGGUCACUUCACAUCCAAGUAAUACCACCGCCAUCAAAAUGUCCCGACCAUUCCCCUCCUACACCAAAACCUACCAUCAUACCCCCUCCCCAACCAUCUCCCCCAGCCGCCCCGCCCUCUCCGCCAGCGGAAAAUCCAUCCUCAUAACCGGCGGCGGUGCAGGAAUGGGCGUGCAAAACGCCCUCGCCUUCGCCGAAGCAGGAGCCUCGCACAUCGCCCUCCUAGGCCGCCGCCUCGAGCCCCUCCUAUCCACCAAAACCCUCCUCAACCACCACUUCCCCACCGUCGACGUCUUCACCGCAUCCGUCGACAUCGGCAUCAAGCAGCAAGUCGACACCGCCUUCGCAGAUUUCACAUCGCACACCCACGGCAGGAAAAUCGACGUCCUAAUUAGCAACGCCGCCGCCAUCGGCCCCUUGGAAUCCCUCGGCCACACCCCCGUCGACGAAAUAUCCUCGUAUAUCGCCGCCAGCAUCAAAGGCGCUGCGUAUCUCGCCGACGCGUUCCUUCGACACCGCGCCCCGCGCGACGCCGUCGUCGUCAAUGUGAGCUCCGCAAACGCAUACCUGAAUCUCGUGCCAAAGUAUCUGAGCUAUGGCGUUGCGAAGGCCGCGAUUGCGAGGUUGUGGGAUACGGUGCUUUUCACGAAUCAGGGCGAGCUCUGUGUUUACCAUACCCAGCCGGGGAUUGUGGAUACGGGUAUGAAUCAGGAGUUUCGAGGGGGUGCGCCAAAGGAUGAGCGUGUUGCUGAUGAAGCGUCUCUGCCGGCGAAUUUCAACGCUUGGCUCGCGAGUCCCGAAGCGCGGUUUUUGAAUGGUAGGUUCGUGUGGGCGAAUUGGGAUGUUGACGAGCUUCUGGCGAGGAAGGAGGAGAUUGAGAAGAGCGAGGAUUUGAAAGUUUCGUGUGUGGGGUGGAUGAGAUAUGGGCCUACCGCUUAG
Molecule: messenger RNA, 974 nt
Organism: Periconia digitata
Lineage: Eukaryota; Fungi; Ascomycota; Dothideomycetes; Pleosporales; Periconiaceae
Source: the annotation of a GenBank genome assembly